AUGGCACUUCAGUCGGUUUCGAGACGGGUGGUGAACAAGGUGCUCGCGGUUGAACAGAGCGAGGGAGCGGGAGCGCGCGUUCGCAGGUCAAUCGGGGGCAUGAAGCUGAGAAACCUCACCCCCUUCCUGAUGCUGGAUCAUUUCCACGUCAGUCAAGGUGCUGGAUUCCCGGAUCAUCCCCACCGCGGCCAAGCCACUGUAACAUACAUGCUCGAAGGUUCGAGUCGGCAUGAAGACUCUGCGGGAAACAAGGGCUUGAUCGAGGCUGGAGGCGUCCAAUGGAUGUGUGCCGGCAAAGGUGUUAUCCAUGCUGAAAUGCCCGUACAUGGACCUGGACUCCCCGAACCUCGAGGACUGCAGCUCUGGAUUGAUCUGCCGAAACAGUUCAAGAUGGUGGACCCGAGUUAUCAAGAAAUGGGACCUAAGGAAAUUCCGAGUGCAUACCCUGAAGGUCCCGACGGUCCCAUCGAAAUCAAAGUGAUCAGCGGCAAGGCACACGGCGUCACGAGCCCCGUCAGGCCUCUGGGUGGGUGCUAUUAUUUCCAUGUCAUAUUCAAGAAGCCCAGUAGCGUGUUUAUCGACCUCCCUCCCGGAUGGACAACAUUCGCGUACACGCUGAAGGGAUCCGUCACCGUGGGCACCGAGUCCGACGCCAACGAACCGUUCAACACCCUGGUCCUCUCCUCUGAGCGCAACGAGACCGGCGUCGCGCUCACCGCUAAGGAAGACAACACCGAGCUCAUCCUUGUAUCCGGCGAGCCGCUCGAUCAGACGGUCUUCCAAUAUGGCCCGUUCGUCAUGACCACGCGCGAAGAAGUCCAGCAGACCCUCAUGGAUUACCAACGUGGCGUGAACGGAUUCGAGAAGGCCCAUGUCUGGAAGUCGGAGAUCGGUGGAUUGUAA
This is a messenger RNA of Punctularia strigosozonata HHB-11173 SS5, 903 nucleotides long. RefSeq lists its product as uncharacterized. NCBI's taxonomy places the organism in Eukaryota, Fungi, Basidiomycota, Agaricomycetes, Corticiales, Punctulariaceae. The transcript has 11 exons. The record is from RefSeq and is a predicted model, not a curated record. Bases 1 to 903 code for a protein of 300 amino acids.